CAUACCUUACCCAAAACUAAACACCAAUUAUCAACAUUGAUUGUUUUCGAGAUCAACUGCGCGCGUCUUCUACAUGCAACCUUCACAACCAAUUUGAUCCCUUCCAAAGGGCGUCGCAUUCAGUUUUCAGUAUGGCUGCUACGACGUAUUCUUUCAAGGAGACGCGCCUGAAUUUGGAGCCGUCGUCUUCUUCAUACUUAGUCGACAUAGAGCUUUCUACCACCAGCUCUCAAGGUCGAAGCGUGCGAAAUUCCAGUCGACCCUCCAAACCGAUCAAUAAGAGCGAGACUUCACGAGCCACAACCUCCUCUAUUUACUACCGACGACACCACAACUUCCCAAAGGCUUUCCUUUGGCGUAUACUAGAGGAUGAUACUGUCUUCAGUAUACGAACCGUUGACAUCUACAAACCGAAGAAGGCCCCCGACGCGAAUCUCAUCCUAAACUUCCACUUCCCUCAUCGCAUUAUACCUAGUUGUGUUGCCCUUUGCGAUCCUACGGACCACGAUGCCCUCAGUAUCUUCAUUCUCGAUACCGCCAAUCAAUUGUACACCCUCUUCUUGAGACCAGACUCUUUCUGCAAGCGUUCGUUUGCUGAGACCGGAUUGGGAGAUGCUUGCAAUAUUUACCAGCCCAAUGCUUUCCGCAACUUCAAGCACCCCUACAGACUCAUUGCAGUUAACAAUGAUCAGCUGGUUGCGACCUUGUCUGAUGGUGGUCACAUACGUUUUGACAGAAACGUAGCGCAUCAUGCACCCCACGUACCGUGGAAGGAAACGUUUUACAAUGCAAAGGGCUGGUUUCGAAGUUUACUGGGAGGCCGGGGAGACCUCGAUAUUAAGGCGGCGGCGGCAGCAGUUCAGACCAACCUUGGGCUGGACAACGCUUCAUUCCUCUUCACAGUCUGCCUCGAUCACCGCCUACGGAUUUGGAACCUCAAUAGUGGCCUCAUCCUUGGAGCCAUGGACCUCCUAAACGCCCCGCGGGAUCCUCAAGAGUCUGGCAAGUGGCAACUGGAUGCGUCGCAAACAAACUUGAUCCGUAUCGUAGGCUCUACAGAGGGCAAACGAUUAUGCGUGACCUAUUCACCGGUUGGCGCAGGCGAGUUCAAGUUUUGGAGAGUAAAGUCGGACAACGAAAACCUCGUUGAGGUUGAUGAUCUCUAUCCAGAUGACCAGUUAAUACCCACCCCUCCUCUGGGAUCGGAUGUCUGGACACUGGCGGAUUUCAGUGUGGCAGAACGCUCUGCAUCUACUGGAUAUAGGAUGUGGAUUUUAUGGAAGAACAACAUGGCGUAUAGGGUACAAGGACUGACAUUCCUAGCGGAAGAACUUCCAGAUGCCUGGCAAAACUGGCGAUCCGUAUUCUCCGACACGGCUAUACCUACCGCCCAGCUCUCCAGCUCAUCUGAACCUACCGAUCCCACAGAAAAGUGGCUGCAGCUCAUUUUCACCCCAGGGAGAUUUCCCAAGACAACGAUCCAGACUGCGAUAAGUACGUAUGAAGGGGCGAUUGGAAGGCGGGCUAGCUCUUCUCGCAGUGGUCAAGAUCUCGCCGAGGCUGUCUGUUCCGCCAUUGCUUCUACUUCGAUCCUAAACAAAACAUCAUCUGGCGACAUGGAUCAUGAGCAGUUUAGAACCUCCAGUGAGAUGCAAUGGCGAAAAUUCUACCGGAUCUUGCUUGAGCUGGACAAGCCAAGGGGCGAGGCGCUUGCAUUAUCUUGCGAAUCGGAGUCUGGUAUGCCGUGGGUAGUUUGCGCUGACAACAUCUCUGCUAUCAGAGAAUGUAGCGAAUUAGAAUCGAUAUGCUACAACCCACAUUUGAAAUUUGAUGGAUCAACUGAAGCUCCCACCCUGGUUUCCACCGGUUUAAAUUUUGUCGAUGGUUUCUCGGAUAGCAUGUUGCAAGUCUGCCAUUCCGUCCUUCGCCCGGAGAUGUUCGAAGAGACGACAAAAACGGACCAGGAUCGUCUUCAAUACGUUUCAGACAAGGCAGGAUUCUGGCGUCAAAUUUCUGACGAAGACUGCGCGCAAGUCGCCGAUGCUCUUGGUCAAAACUUCAGUCUAGUUACGACCCGGUUGUACGAUCGAGUCCUUGCAACGUUUAAUGAGAUUUGGGAUUCACCUCACCCAACUGAACUUCCUCUUACCGAGUUUGGUCGGAAGAUUGUUGUCCGAGCAGUUCAAGAUAUGGCUGAGCUGCAAUGGAACGUCUGCUUUAGCCAGCUGAUUCUUCUCGUGUAUAUGGAGUUCGAUUUCGAGCGCCCAGAAGAUGCUCUUCACCACAGUGUCGAGGUUGGUGUGGUGUAUCGAAACUUGCUCGUCAUAAUGAAGAGACUCGAACUCCUCCGAUGGCUUGCCAACACCCAAAUGUCUAUGCCACUCCUGAAGUCGGAUAAAUCGUUUUCCAUGUCCAGCAGCUCUCCAGCAGCUCCUAAACGACAAGUUGACGAGUAUAGAAUCAUCACGGCGCUCGAGGGCAACGUGGGACACCUGCUCGGACUACCCGAUCUUCAAUCCACUGCGCUAGACACAUUGCCCUCCAUCAUUACCAAUAUUGUAGCGGAUCUUUGCGCUCCCGCUAGUGAUGUAGAGUUGCAACCCCAAUACAUUCAGUGUGGUCUGCUCGUUAGAGAUAGGGCAGAUCUCGCCGCUGAGCUAACUCCUUUCUGCGACCGCGAUCCCUUUUCAACCUAUGUUCAGGGGCGUGUGCAGCUUGCUCUCAAAGAUUAUACAUCUGCGGCCACCUAUUUCAAGAAGGCGGCAUACGGCAUGAGCGUCCCUCAGCCAACCCCUGAGCGACAUAGCAGUGGCCUUCUCGACGAAACGGAAUGGAACCUUCUUUAUGCAGGACUUCCACGUUAUUACGCACAUCUCGUUGCUCUGUUUGAGCAACACAAGGCAUAUUCAUUCGUGGUGGACUUUGCCCGUCUAUCCCUUCAAUUUGUCAACAACAAAGUAGAAGAUGCAGACAAGGUUCGAACAGAACUCCAAUGUCGCCUCUUUAGCGGUGCCAUAUCUACGUCGCAAUUCGAGUUGGCACAUUCCACUGUGGUGGCAAUGAAGGACCAUGCCCUUCAGCAUUCAUGCUUGCGAGCGCUCAUUCAGCGCAUGUGCGACAACCUUCACAACUCAGAACUAGUCAACUUGACCUUCCCUGGUCUACAAGGCACCGUGGAUGAGAUCCUCGAGCAGCAUUGCCAAGAAGCAGUGGACGUCAUAACCGGUGUCCCUUACCAUCAGAUUCUGUACGCUUGGCGUAUCAAGCGAAACGAUUAUCGCGGCGCCGCCGCCAUUCUACUUGAUCGCAUUCAGAGGCUUAGGCAGCACGGGGAGGGUGAUCAGGUGACGGGUGACGAUAUUCUGGACACGCUGGUCACGCGACAAUAUCUAAUGCUCAUCAAUGUCCUCAGCUGCGUUGAUGAGAAGCAGGCAUGGAUCACGCUCGAGGGACCGCCGCGUCCGAUCAAGCUCGGGCCCGAUCCCAACCUCGCUAAACGCCGAGUGGUGACCCUGGCCGAUAUCCGGAAGGAAUAUCAGAAUGAACUGGACCGCAUUGCGGCGAUUGACAACAACCAAUUUGGGUUCGCGGCAGACGACGAGAUGGAGAUACUCUGAUUGAGGCGUUGGACGGGAAUUGGCCACACAAACGAUUGUACAACAUUUGGGAUUUGUCUACUAGGUUAGGUAAUUAGUUGAUGAUGAUACCUCCUGGGGGAUGAAGUCUGCCUCAGCUCAGGUCCUUUCCCAAAAAAACAAAAACAAAACGGCACCAGGGAAAAGAAAAGAGGAAGAAGAAAUAAUGCGAAGAAAGCCUCUAAUGAGUUUGACUACCUAAGCUACCUAAACUAUGUAGAAGAUGAAAGCUAUGAACCCCC
Messenger RNA from Hypoxylon fragiforme, 3877 nucleotides. RefSeq names its product nucleoporin Nup120/160-domain-containing protein. Bases 132 to 3617 code for a protein of 1161 amino acids. Gene Ontology annotation, molecular function: structural constituent of nuclear pore. Gene Ontology annotation, cellular component: nuclear pore. The transcript has 3 exons. NCBI's taxonomy places the organism in Eukaryota, Fungi, Ascomycota, Sordariomycetes, Xylariales, Hypoxylaceae. The record is from RefSeq and is a predicted model, not a curated record.